Grus americana (Whooping crane) is the source of this 1765-nucleotide messenger RNA. It is a transcript of the gene WDR18, whose product is annotated as WD repeat domain 18. The coding region runs from base 27 to 1325 and encodes 432 amino acids. NCBI's taxonomy places the organism in Eukaryota, Metazoa, Chordata, Aves, Gruiformes, Gruidae. Gene Ontology annotation, biological process: DNA-templated DNA replication; rRNA processing. Gene Ontology annotation, cellular component: nuclear pre-replicative complex. The record is from RefSeq and is a predicted model, not a curated record. Gene Ontology annotation, molecular function: protein binding. The transcript has 10 exons.
CUCUCUGGCCCUGGCGGACCGCGAAGAUGGCGGCGCCCAUGGAGGUGGCGCUGGUGUCGGACGCCGCCGGGCCGCUCUGCAACUGCUCUGUCUGGGAGCUGCACUCGGGCUCCGCCCUGCCCGGCUACCGCGGCGGCAACAGCGGGCCGCGCGGGCUGGCGCUGCUGGGCGGCGAGCACCUGCUGGGGGCCCAGCUGGGCAAGAGCUACAUCAACGUCUGGGAGCUCCAGAGGAAGGACCAGCUCCAGCAGAAGAUCAUAUGCCCUGGGCCAGUGACCUGCCUGACAGCUUCUCCCAACGGGCUCUACAUCUUGGCUGGGGUUGCUGAGAGCAUCUACCUGUGGGAGGUCUCCAAUGGGAACCUCCUCGCCAUCCUGAACCGACACUACCAGGACCUCACAUGCCUCUGCUUCACUGAUGACAGCAGCCACUUUCUCUCGGGGGCGAAGGACUGCCUAGCCCUGGUGUGGAACCUUUACAGCGUGCUGCAGGCAGAGCCCUCCCAGAUCCCCGACCCUCGCCACGUGUGGUCCCGACACAGCCUCCCCAUCACGGACCUGUGCUGUGGCUUCGGAGGGCCCUUGGCACGAGCUGCCACAGCCUCCCUUGACCAGACGGCGAAGCUCUGGGAAAUCUCAUCUGGGGAGCUCCUGCUUUCCGUCCUCUUUGAUGUGGGGAUCAUGGCUGUAACUCUCGACCUGUCUGAGUAUCACAUGUUCUGUGGCGGCAUGGACGGAUCCAUCUUCCAGGUUGACCUCUGUGCCUGGCCGGUCCAGAGAGACCGGACCUUCCAGACAGAGCGGGAGAACGGGAAGGUCUUCAAAGGGCACAGGAACCAGGUGACGUGUCUGUCCGUCUCCACGGAUGGCAGCCUGCUGCUUUCCGGCUCGCACGAUGAAACAGUCCGACUGUGGGACAUCCAGAGCAAGCAGUGCCUGAAGACGAUGAAUCACAAAGGUCCGGUUACAAAUGCCUUCAUAGUGCUGGCCCCAGCCAACAUGUUCAACCCGGACGGGAAACCCAGCGUGCCUCUCCCCAAAUUCAGCAAACACCUCCACGGCACCGAGAGCAAUGAUGAGCAGGGCAGCGAGGGAGUGACACUGCGCCUCGGGCUCCACCAGCAGGAGUCUGGGGAGAGCUACCUGGAGAAGGCUGAGAGGAUGUACUCACAGAUGUACUCCACAAGGGAAAAGAACCUGGUGGGAGACCAGGAGCAUCUGACGAUCCAGGUGAGCGAGCUGGAAGAGGAGGUGAGCACCCUCCGGAAAAUCAACAAGAACCUCUUUGACUUCUCUGCUCGCAUCAUCACCAAACCAGCCAAAUGAAGAGGCACCCCCUGCCCUCGCACCCCUCUGCCUCUCCCUGCCCAGCUCCUGGGGAAGAACCAGCCCACCCUCGGGCACCUGCACGCGCAGACGUGCAAACACGCCUGGCUCGUGUCCUCGCCAGCACCUCUCGCGCGGCACAUGCCGGAGCAUUUGCCGGCUCGAUCUGGCAUCCGUUCGAUGCCACGGACUGAGACAAGCGCGGGGGCUGCAGGGCUGCUGCGUGCGGGACAACACAGGGACCGUUUUCACCCCAAUUCGCUGCUCGGUGCCGGCAGGGACAGACUCGGAGCGGCCGGCUGCGGGAGGAGUGUCACCGGCUCCGAGGGAGGGGUUCAGGACACAGCUCCUGCUCUUUCCCCGUCUCUUCCCCUGCCCCUUUUUUUGUUUCUUUUUGUUACUUGACCCUGCAGUGCAGACAGAAAAGUGUUUUUUCUCUC